UUAUGAAUCUAUUUCGUUUUAAGUGCAGAAAUUAUAAAAUAGUGCAGCUGCAAAGAACGAACACUUGAUAAUUGUUAGUAAGUGCAUCAUAAAUGCACUUGUUGCUAAUACAUCUUGAUAACAGCUCAUAGCAUACUACGAAAUUAUAUAUAUAUAUAUAUAUACAUAUUUUAUUACAUUAUAAUGUAACAAGAAUAUAACAAUGGCAAGGCAAAUCACGACAGUGCUGAUAGAUCUCAGCGGGACGUUGCACAUUGAAAAUACAGCUAUUCCAGGUGCCGUACAAGCAUUAAACAGGCUACGAAAUGCAAACUUGUCAAUUAAGUUCAUCACCAACACCACCAAAGAGUCAAGUAAUUAUUUAUAUGAACGUCUGAUAAAACUUGGAUUUGAUUUACGAAAAGAAGAGAUCUUCAGUUCGUUAGCAGCAGCAAGAAAAUUAAUUAUCUCCCAACGAUUAAAACCGAUGCUGUUAAUUGAUCCGGCAGCGAUGGAGGAUUUUCAAGAUUUAGCAACAGAUGAUACACCUAAUGCAGUGGUGAUUGGUUUAGCACCAAGCAAAUUCAACUACGAAGAACUGAACAAAGCAUUCAGAUUGCUUUUGGAUGGCGCUUCUCUCAUAGCUAUUCACGAAGGACGAUAUUACAAGCGUUCCGAUGGCCUAGCUCUAGGUCCUGGGGCGUUCAUCAAGGGACUGGAAUAUGCUAGCAAUACGAAAGCAGAAGUUGUUGGAAAACCGACUAUAGGAUUUUUUAAGGCAGCUUUAGAAGAAACAGAUCCAGCGCAGGCUGUAAUAAUUGGAGAUGACGUAAGGGAUGACGUAGCUGGUGCACAGGCAGCUGGAAUCAGAGGUAUUCUGGUACAAACUGGUAAAUAUAGAACAGGAGAUGAGAAUACAAUUACUCCGGAACCAGCAAGAUGUACAUAGUCUGGAGUGAUGCCAUAUUAUUGUAAAACAGACGCAAUAAAUACAAAUAGAAAUUAAUAUCAAUUCUUUUCUGAUAUGGAGCCUUAUGUCAUUUUGCCUAUUAAUAUAAGUAUCAAUAGAGACAAUAGUAAUGUAUUACAAAGAUAAUCAGAUAAAUAUGAAAGUAUUCAAGGAUAGAAAUAUCGUCUCGUUGUACAUUUGUAGAAAAUUGUAGAAAAUUUGACUUGAUCAGUUUGACAUUGAAAAGUUUGAUAAUUUACACGUCGGGACAGUAAAAUGUAGUAUUUUACAAAGCAAUCUGACAUACAAGCAUUCGAUCUUUUGCAGAGACGAUAUUAGUCCAUAAUCUUAAUAGUUCUAAAAAUUAUAAAUUUAAUCUUUCGCUACAUAGCCUUAUGUCAUAAGUAGUACCACUGUAGAACCUGCACCUAAAACAGGUUUACAAAAAAAAUGCUGUUUAAAAAUGUACGGUGCUUUGCGAGUAUCAUUUUCCAUAUAAAAUUUGGCACCCAAAUUUGCUAUUUUGUUCUUUAAAUCUCGUUUCUUUUUACAUAGAUUGAAGAAAGAUGAAAUCGAUAUUUUGAUUUUUAUACUAUUAACGUUCUCAAAUUAAUACUUCGUUUUUCUGUGCAAAAAUAACAUGUCGGUGAAUAAAAUGAUUAAA
Molecule: messenger RNA, 1592 nt
Organism: Mycetomoellerius zeteki
Lineage: Eukaryota; Metazoa; Arthropoda; Insecta; Hymenoptera; Formicidae
Product: haloacid dehalogenase-like hydrolase domain-containing protein 2
Exons: 5
Coding region: 203-928 (241 amino acids)
Biological process (GO): dephosphorylation
Cellular component (GO): cytoplasm
Molecular function (GO): phosphatase activity
Source: RefSeq, a predicted model, not a curated record